This is a messenger RNA of Ceutorhynchus assimilis (cabbage seed weevil), 1998 nucleotides long. NCBI's taxonomy places the organism in Eukaryota, Metazoa, Arthropoda, Insecta, Coleoptera, Curculionidae. The record is from the annotation of a GenBank genome assembly.
CUCGACCUAAAAAAAACGGACUGAUAAAAACAUUUGGUGAAAUAUUUUUAAAGACAUAAAAACUACUGUUGUAUUAUACCAAUAAAAACUUGUCUACAUUAUGGAUGAUGACCCCGAGGAAAUUAUUUGUGUAAAGUGUGAAAAAAGUAUUUCUGAUGACUGCUUUGAAUGUGAUUGCUGCCUGGGCAGAAUGCACAGAACCUGUGCAUUGUUAGGAGGAUCAGAAACCAAAGUUAUGCCCCUGCAAAAGCGCGUCUUGAUGCUUAUUUGUGAGAAAUGCAAAAAAUAUCUUAUAAGAAUGCCUUACAUGAUCAAAAUGAUAGAUGAUUUGAGGGAUGAAAUUCAAGAAUUGAAAAGUAGUAUUAAGAAUGGGGGCACCCAACAAGGAGAAACAUACGCACAAAUAUUGAGGAAAGAAGGAAGAAUUGACAACGCACAACGUGUACAAAUUAACUAUAGUACACCUACUCUAAUUAUAAAACCUAAAGCUAAACAAAGCUCUGAGAAAACAAAAAAUGAGUUACAAACAAAAAUAAACCCUGUCCAGCUGAAGGUGGGAAUAAAAAAUUUAAAAGAAGCUAACCAUGGAAAUGUUAUUGUGAAAUGCACCACCAAGCAAGACAUAGAGCUAUUUAAAAACGAGGCUGAAAAACAACUUAAGGGCCAAUAUGUUAUAGAGACUCCAAAAUUGAGGAUGCCACGGAUCAAAAUAGUAGGUUACACUGGUAACAAGUCAGCAGAAGAGAUUGAAGAGUCAAUAAUGGUUCAAAAUAACUGGAUAAAGCAGAACGAUAAACUCAAAAUAACAUAUGUGAAAAAGAACAAUUCCAAAAACCAGUCAACAGUUUUUGGGGAAUGUUCACCGGAAUUAUUUAGCAAAAUGAUUGAUGCUAGUAAAAUCUGCAUUGAUUGGGAAAGAUUUUCUGUUUAUGAAGACCUUAAUAUAACCAGAUGCUAUAACUGUCAGGGCUAUCGCCAUAAAGGUAGCACAUGCAAUGCGACUCAAGUAUGUGGAAACUGUUCUGGUGAGCAUGAUAUCAAGGAAUGUUCAAGACAGGAGAAGGCUUGUGGAAACUGUAUUUCCGCAAAUAACCAGUACAACACAAAAUAUGAUACAAAUCAUGCGGCAUUCGAUGCUAGCUGUCCAACCACUAACUACUAUUUAAAAAUAAUGAGAAGCCGUAUUGAUUAUUAUGGUUCAUCAUAAUGGUCCUGCUGCAGAAUGAAGAAGUUUUAGAUAUAAUAAACCUGGAUAGUCGGACACAUACAGGAAAACUAGUGGAUAGUGAAGAACUGCAUAAUCAAUUGAAUAAUAAAAAAAAACUAAUAAGUGUUUUGCAUAUUAAUAUCAGAAGUGUAAAUAGAAACAUGGAUAGUUUACUGCUUCUGAUUAGAAGUUUUGAUUUGUCAACGGUAGAUGUAAUAGUUCUUAGUGAAACAUUUCAAAUCCAAUCAAUUGAUAACUGUAACCUUGAUGGGUAUGCUAUUUUUUACAAUGAUGCAAAAUUCAAUCGAAAUGAUGGGGUAAUUAUAUACAUAAAAAAUGAAUUUAAUCCUUCAUACUCCAAAAGAGAAUUUGAUAUUUCAAAAGCCACAAUAGGCAGAAUUACUUUAAAAAAAAAUAACAUCAGCAUUGGCAUAACUGCCUCCUAUAAACCCCCGCCUAUUUCCAAAGUUCAAUUUAUAAAUGAUAUACAGAAUUACCUACAGUCAAAUGCAAACAGGAACAUCGAAAUCUUUAUAGGUGACACAAACAUAAAUAUUCUUGAUAAAAAUUGUGAUGAUGCAUUUGCUUAUCUUGCAAGCAUGGCCCAUGAAGGUUAUAUUUCAUACAUAAAUACUGUAACUAGACCUGACACUGGUACAUGUUUGGACCAUAUUUUUGUCAAACAACAAAAAAAAAACGGAUAAAUUAACAUAUAAAUCUUUUGUGCUUGAUCACCAUAUCACAGAUCAUUGCCCUAUAUUUCUUGAUAUAAGUGUGGAUUCCAGUAUCAC